Molecule: messenger RNA, 885 nt
Organism: Xenia sp. Carnegie-2017
Lineage: Eukaryota; Metazoa; Cnidaria; Anthozoa; Malacalcyonacea; Xeniidae
Product: DPH4 homolog
Exons: 4
Coding region: 109-552 (147 amino acids)
Biological process (GO): positive regulation of ATP-dependent activity
Molecular function (GO): ATPase activator activity; ferrous iron binding
Source: RefSeq, a predicted model, not a curated record
GUGAAAUUAGAAGGAUAAUUUUCUUUCAAAGAAUUGCUAGAAGUGUGUUUCUGGAAUUAUGGACGACUUUGGCGUUUAGACAUGAGAAAGUUCUACUGAAAGGACAAAAUGAUGACAUACAAUAACUCAUCAAAUCAUCAUACAUUCUAUGAAGUGCUAGGAGUUGAUCCAAAUGCAACUCAAAGUGAAAUAAAGAAAAUGUAUCAAAAGCUUGCUUUGAAGUACCAUCCAGACAAGUACAAUGCUGAUAAUCUUUGCUGUCCUAAAGAAAUUGCUUGUGAGCAUUUUCAUGAAUUGAACGAGGCAUGGAAGACAUUAGGUAACAUCAGAUCAAGAACUAAAUAUGAUGAAAGAUUGAGAGAACAGCUUAUCCAGGACUAUUCCAUAGAUGAUGAAAUAAGACUUGCAGAUAUGGAGUUUGAUAAAGAGAAUAAUCAUUAUACUUGGCAAUGUCGCUGUAGUGGUACUUAUGAAAUUACAGAUGACAAUUUAUCAAAUGAUGUCAUAGUUUGCUGUUCCACUUGUUCUUUAAGCAUUAAAGUAACGCAAUGAUUCUUUGGGCUGGUACAAAUAAGAAUCAUCCUUCAAAGAAGGAUAUUUUGUGUGUUCUCUAUGAAAAUGUUUCUUUUAUGAUAUUUAUUUUUGCUGCAAGCUCUUGCAGAUAACAGUUCUAAAUAGAAUACAUUUAAAAUUGUUUUUUUAAAUGGCCAUGCCUAUUAAAACUUUCAAGGGAAACCAUAAAAAUCAAUUUAUUUGAUAUUAUUAUGAAGGAACGCUAAAGCUACAAAAAAUCACAGUCGAUAUUCACCAAUUAUUAGCUAUAGCAAUAAAUUAAAGCACAUUCUUUUAUCAAUUUAUUAUAUAUCGCAGGAAAAGUGGUCACAA